Molecule: messenger RNA, 2283 nt
Organism: Prosopis cineraria
Lineage: Eukaryota; Viridiplantae; Streptophyta; Magnoliopsida; Fabales; Fabaceae
Exons: 11
Coding region: 1130-1900 (256 amino acids)
Cellular component (GO): cytosol
Molecular function (GO): 3'-5'-DNA exonuclease activity
Source: RefSeq, a predicted model, not a curated record
GGAGGCAUGGCGACUAUUCGAAUGAUAGAUAUAGCUGUCAACUUCACAGAUGGAAUGUUUAAAGGAAUCUACAAUGGCAAGCAAUGUCACGUCUCAGAUAUUGCAACGGUUUUAAACAGAGCUUGGAGUGCAGGGGUCGACCGAAUUAUAGUACACCAUAUCCUGAUUCUCAUCCUUUAUCUCCAAUUUAUGCGGAUUAAUCCAAUAUUAGCUUUAACUUUGUGUCUAAUUUGUUUACUAAGUUGUGAGAUGCAAAAGGAUGUAACUUUAGCUGGUAGACAAGGCUGGGCAAGUUAAGCAAAGAGAUGAAACCCUGAAUUUAGAAAGUAGAUUUUCUUUUAAGGUUCGAUUAGGAAUCUUUGUUGCCGAUAUCUUCUUCGUUUGGAGGAUUAUUUAGCCUUGAAUUGGGAUAUUUGUGAAUCCCAGAAAUAGUUAAGCUUUAAGUUUAAGCGAUCUUUCGUCUUUGGGGAUCCAUUAAAGCAUGAAUUUUGACUUCUGAGACAUUGAGAUGCUUAAGGCUUUCAAAGCUAUAACCACAGAUUCAAAUGCUGUAAUUGAAAAGGGGGAGGAAGAGAGUUUCUGUUGUAAAUUAUUAUAUGUUUGUCGAAAAUCCCUCAAAUGUGUGAAUUCCUUGCACAGUGACAGAUUAUUAUGGACUCACUUCCUAGCACCAAUGAGAAUUCCUCAAAAAUGAAACCUACAAACAUGGAAAAUUGACACGGAUAAGGAUAAGAAAACUGGUGGAAAAGAAGUUUGAAGAAUUCUUCAUUCUAGUCUCUCUGAAUGUUUCCACCAGCUAAAGUUAUAUUAUUUGCUUUGAGUCAAAUUUUCCAGUAUCAGCCUCAAUGCAGGAAACCUUAAUGCAAUUGACUAAGUAGAAUCUCACGUUCCUUUUGACGACACUCUAUACCAACAAAUCCCGACAGAGGAAAAAUGUCAGAAGUCCCUAAAAAGCAAACAAGAGGAAUGUGAUCGCUAUUGAUAUGUUAUUCUUGCAUAUGAUAUGUUUAAUGGACAUAAAUUUGAUCUGAUAAAAUGUAACCCGUUUUAGUGUGUGGACUUGGUUUAUUGCAGGUAACUGGUGGAUCCCUUGAGGAAUCAAGAGAAGCUCUUGCAAUUGCAGAAACAGAUGUUUAAUAUAGGACGGCUUUUCUGCACAGUUGGUGUGCAUCCAACACGCUGUAAGGAAUUUGAGGAGAGCGGAGAUCCAGAAAAGCAUUUUCGGGCUCUUUUGUCACUGGCUAAAGAAGGAAUUCAGAAAGGGAAGGUGGUUGCAGUUGGAGAAUGUGGAUUAGACUAUGAUAGGCUUCACUUUUGUCCGGCAGAGAUUCAAAAGAAGUAUUUCGAGAAGCAGUUUGAAUUAGCACAUAUAACAAAACUGCCAAUGUUCUUGCACAUGCGAGCAGCCGCUGCAGAUUUCUGUGAAUUAGUUGAGAGAAAUAGGGAAAGGUUCGCUGCUGGAGUGAUUCAUUCAUUUACUGGUAGUGCCGAAGAUUGUGUUAAACUUCUCUCAUUUGAUAAUAUGUACAUAGGCAUAAAUGGCUGUUCGUUGAAGACGGCUGAGAACCUUCAUGUAGUAAAGGGUAUUCCUGUUGAGAGAAUGAUGAUUGAAACAGACUCACCAUACUGUGAAAUCAAGAACACGCAUGCAGGGAUUGGGUUUGUUAAAUCUACAUGGCCUUCUAAACAGAAAGAGAAGUAUGAUCAAGAAUGCAUUGUCAAAGGCCGGAAUGAACCCUGUUCAGUUAGGCAAGUUCUUGAGGUGGUUGCUGGCUGUAAAGGCAUCAACGACUUGGGUAAACUUGGUGAAACAGUGUACCACAACACAUGCAGGGUGUUUUUCCCCCAUGACCUGGAUUCAGCGGCCGAUGCUCUCCUGGCCGACGGUGAUACGUCAUAGACAAACUUCUAGCCAACUUUACUCCUAUUGAUUCCUGUACUUGCCUUUUUGGUUCUCUAAUCCUUCAUUUUUUGUCAUAACAUUUUUUGAGUUGUUCUUCAAGUGCAAGUGGACUUCAAGUAUCGUCCCUUCUGUCACAACGUUACUGUUACACACACCAAGAAGCGAUUACCCAGAAAGCAGUCUCAUGAACGACAGAUUAGUAUUACUGUUCAGGGUCACUAUGAUCGUUUUGCUUUUCAUGGUGCAAUGCAAAUCAAUCUGUUCCCCACCCCCCGUUUAUUGUCAUGAGCAAUGAUAAUUGUCUCCCUUAUUACUGGCAAUAAAUUAAAAAGAUUACUACGCUGCAAACCUGUACAUGGCUUCGCAGUUUUGUGCUGUUA